This is a messenger RNA of Ostreococcus lucimarinus CCE9901, 2022 nucleotides long. RefSeq lists its product with no specific name. Gene Ontology annotation, biological process: fatty acid metabolic process. The transcript has a single exon. Lineage: Eukaryota; Viridiplantae; Chlorophyta; Mamiellophyceae; Mamiellales; Bathycoccaceae. The record is from RefSeq and is a predicted model, not a curated record. Gene Ontology annotation, molecular function: medium-chain fatty acid-CoA ligase activity. The annotation marks the transcript as partial.
AUGAAUACGUUCCGUGCGUACGACAGCGAGGACCAAUUGAUCAGACACGCUCUGUAUUUAGACUGCGGUCACACGUUGCCGGCGUCGCUCGAGACGGACACUGGUUUUCACGCCGAAUUCGACGCCUGGCUCGAGGCGGCGACCGAGGCGGCUCCCCGUCGUUACAGGUCAAACGAGUUCGAUGAAGAUGUUUUGUUCGACGACAUCAAGUCGCUAGAGUAUAAGUCGCUCAAGUUUAGUAAUCAGCCCACCAUCGAGCGCGCUGAGGCUGAUAUUGAGAGAGCAGAAGCGGAGGGCGCACGCGCCGCCCAAGCGACGACAUUUGCUUCAGCCAGAACUCUCGCCCGAAACAUCGAUGUAAGCACCGCAACUGCGCCGAGCGGGAAUGAUCUCACGUUCAACACGCGCUGUGCGAGUUUGGUUCAGUGUAAUGUGUCGCUAAAGUCAAGCAGAGUGAAUAUUCUUGACUUUCUAGCGAGGGCGCCUCGAGCGUCUCCGCUUCUUCGAAGCUUGGACGGGGCAACAUUGACGUACGGGCAAGCGAUCGACUUCAUAACAAAAGGGGACGGUGAUUUACGUAAACUUGGGGCAGAUUCGUCAUCUGUUUUUGCGUAUAAUGUCCCUCCAGGCCCGGUCGGUGCGCUAGCUUUUCUCGCCGUCGCGUCGCAGUGCACCGCCGUCCCUUUGGACCCCGGCAUCGCCGAGGAAGACGCCUACGAAGCCCUGACGUCGUGUCGAGUGUCAAUGCUUGCGUUAUUUCGAGGAACCGACACUGAAGCAAUUGAAACGGCAGCUUCUCGAGCUCAUAUACCGAUUAAAUGGUUCGUGAUGACGGAAGCUGAUACUAAACUUGCCGGUUUGUACGCGCCGGAAUCGUCUCAAUCGUCAACGAGUGACGUCGCGCCGCUCGUACAAUCGAGUGAAACGAUCGGUCUUUUGCUUCGAACUUCUGGGACGACAUCCAAGUCAAAAGUUGUUCCGUUGGUUAUCGGCGCGUUGACUUCAAACGGCGCUACGCUGGCGGCUUCUCUUGAACUCAAAGCUUCAGACGUUUGCAUCAACGCCAUGCCUCUUUUUCACAUCGGUGGCCUUUCGUGUUCCAUCUUGGCGACGAUCGCGGCGCACUCUUCUGUCAUCUGCUGUCGUAAGUUUGACGCUCAAUCGUUUUAUGACACCAUUACGACGUCGCAUGAAGUCAAACCGACGUGGUACUCAGCAAUACCGACGAUUCAUUUGACAGUACUGCAAUACGGUCAAGCUGUGGCUCGUGGCGCAAAGCCAUCGCAUGCUCUUCGUUUCAUACGCUCUGGCGCGGCGGCGCUCAGCCAUGCCGACGCAGAAAAGUUGCAACGAUUUUGGGACGUGCCGAUAAUACCGACGUAUAGUAUGAGUGAACAAAUGCCGAUCACUGGUAAAGGUGUCCACGUUCCGCUCGCCGAGCGUGCGGAUACCGUGGGCCAGCCUCUCUGUUGUUCGUUUGCGCUCGUCGGUGAUGGUCAUUGCAGACUCACGGCACCUUUUGGACAGCAAGGUGAACUCGUCAUCAGCGGUGAUAACGUGAUGACGGCGUAUCAAGAUGCGGAAGAAGCUAACAAUAAGACUUACUUCUACGUUGCCGAUAAGCGUUACCUUCGCACUGGCGACAUCGCAAAGAUGGACCACGAUGGGUUUGUGUACUUGACUGGUCGUAGUAAGGAACUUAUCAAGCGCGGGGGUGAGCAAGUGAGCCCAUUAAAAGUCGAGGCUGUGCUCGUGCAGCAUCCAUACGUGCGUGUUGCGGUAGUCUUCAGCGUUCCUUCGGCGCUUUGGGGAGAAGAAGUGGGCGCCGCGAUCGUAUUGACCGACGACUUUGAUGGGCACGAAGACUCGGCGCUCUCUUCAAUCAAGUCUUUCAUGGGAACAUCGAAAGAACUAUCUCGAUUUGAAAUUCCUGUACACUGGAAAUUUGUCGCUGACGAAGAUUUACCCAAAACAUCGACGAAAAAGUAUAAGCGUGCGGGUUUGGCCGAGAUUUUAAACGUC